UUUGGAAUGGAGUCUUACUACCAAAAAUAUUUAAAGCCAGGAGGUGCACAAGUUCAAAAUGAUGAGAGGAAGAGGAAAUAAGAAAUUUGAUUCUCUUCUUCCAGACGAUAUCAAAUCUUAUGGACAUUAUAAUCAAUAUAAGGAUGAAUUGUCAAGACUUAAUGGCCAUGAGAGUAAAAACAAGGAGGCCAGAGACCUUUAUCCAACUUCUAGUUCUCAUUAUAACCCUUAUAAUGGAGGUUCAAAUCAGGGAUAUGGCCAGCAAUAUAAUGCACCAGCGCCUGCUCCAAUGCCAAGGACUGCUAGUUUUGGCCAAUAUGAGCCUCCAACUGAACCUACGGAGCCUGUCCCUCAGCCUUCUUAUUAUGCUCAUCCUGCUUAUGAUGUGCCUAAAUACCAGCAAGAGUAUUCUUCGCCGCCUCAGCGACAUUUUAUUCAUAAUACAGAAAGGAAGAGGUUGCAAGAAGCUCAAAAUAAUUAUUAUGCUAAGAAAAGGCUUGGUGCAGGAACUGCCUUGAGCGAUCGGAGUCUAACCGGCCGAUCUGAAGAUCUUAACUCCAGGCAGAAAGGCAGGAGAGACAGAUUUGAAGAUUUCAUCAAGUAUACUGCACCAAGGCUACAGUAUAAGAAGAUCGUUAAAAUACAGGCACUUCUGAGAGGAGCCUAUGUUCGAAAGAAGAUCUUCCCUCAGAUCAUGCAGUUUCACGCUGCAAGCGUGAGAGUGGUAGAUUCGAUGAUAGAUCACUAUAUCGAGGAUGUCUACCUCCCUGAUUUGCUGCUGGAGAUCUUGACUAAGAACAAAGUCUAUGAAAACUUUGACUUAUAUUCAGAUGAAAAUAAGAUUUUAUAUGAAGUCAGGUAUUCUUUAAUGGAAAAAGUCAUUCGUGAUAUGGUCAAGGAGACUCUUAAAGAGUCAACUGACAAGAUUGUUAAUCGAUACCUCCACAAAAGGUUUAAAGACAAAGAUGUUGACGAGAGAGAUCCCAUGGCCAUGGUGGUCAAAGGCAUCAUUGAUGGUGUCAUGAAGCAGCAGAUUAAAGAUUUAGCACAAGAAUCGAUUAAGGACCUUAGUCUUGAUUACUUGAUAGAAGCUCAGUUUAAUUCGCUUUUUAACCGAGUCUGGCUUCCAAGAGAGGUGGAGCAUACAGUUGUAGACACUAUUGAAGAUAUGGCAAUCAGAGAGCUCAUUGAUGGACUUCUUCAUGAUAUUAUUAGAGAGGAGGCUCCCAGAGUAGCUGAAGAUGCUAUAGAAGCAGAAAAAGACAUCCAAGACACUGCCAUUUUAAAGAAUGCAUUUGGAGAAUUCCUUGAUAGAUGAAUUCAUGAAGUCUGAGUCCAAAAUAUUGGUAAAAUCUAUGAGACUGAAGAGAACAAGAUUCAUGUGAAAGAACAACAAGAGAAGGCUCUACGAGAUCAUGCUAAGCUUAAAUCUAACCAGGUUAAACAGGAAUUCAGAGCUCUGAAUGAAGAACUUCAGAAAGAAAAAGAAGAAAAAGAGAAAAUGCUCAAUACUAAGAACCAAAACUAGCCGAUAUAACAAUUUCCAAAUUUCAACUUAUUAAA
This is a messenger RNA of Moneuplotes crassus, 1563 nucleotides long. The record is from the annotation of a GenBank genome assembly. NCBI's taxonomy places the organism in Eukaryota, Ciliophora, Spirotrichea, Euplotida, Euplotidae.